AUGUCUCGUCUAUGGCAUAGCUUAGCGGCUAUUGCUACGCUUGGGAGCUAUGCCCUUGCGACUCCCCAUGGACAUUUGCCGCGAGGACAUGCACACAUGCACGCGAAGCACUUGACGGAACGAGAUGAUUACAUCGAUUCUUCAUUUGAUCAAUCAGAUCUUUCGUUCAUCAAACGAAUGGCCGCAGUGGGAGACUCUUAUUCGGCUGGAAUUGGUGCCGGUGACAGGCUUGGAAAUAUUGGGGAGGCACUUAGUUCGGAGAGUGUCAUAUCCCAGGUUCUGAAUGACCAGAUCCCGAACAUUGACUCGAACCAGCAAGUCAUCAUGCUAUCUGCCGGUGGCAACGAUGUCGAGCUCUCCAACAUCCUGAACCAGUGCAUCUACCAAUGGGCCGUAUUCAACUCCGCCCAAGUAACAUUGGCCAAGGCAGCAGCUCUUGCCGACCCGCGCUUCAAAUGGGGAGAGGGCUUUGACUGGGACUCCUUGGGCCUUGGCUGCGAUGGGCAGCUCGCUCGCACCAAAAAGCUCAUUGAAGGAGAUGCGUUCAGCAAGAACUUGGAUUCUGUUAUUGCGGCGGCGAAGAAAAAGCUGGGCAAAGAUGGUAUGAUCUAUUACACUGGCUAUGCCAAAUUCUGGGCCGAAGAUCUGUCACCGGCGUGUGAUAAAGUUAGCUGGUCAACUUGGAUAUAUGACUCGCAGACACUUACCUCGGCUCAUCGGAAAACAAUGAAUGACCUUGUCGAUGCCGUUAACGCGAAGAUUUCAGCUGCAGUCAAGAAAGCUGGAUCUCAGGUUGAGUUUGUCGACUAUGACUCUUACGUGGGCUACUACGGUGGUCGAUUCUGCGAAAAGGGUGUCGACGAAUCAACCACAGAUAGCAACACCAGAACCGGCCUCAUGUUCUACGAGCUCAACACAUGGGAUCCCCUCGGUUCCAACCCCCGGAAGAGAAGCUACGACGCACCCAUGAACGGAACCUUUGAGGGCUCCGUGAACCAACUCGCACAGAUUACACUGCUGGUGGAUCCCAACGCGAAGUUCUCGGACAAGGACUCGAAUUCGAAUGCUGGCACUGCUGCUGCAUCGCUUGAGGUGUCGAAGGUAGCUACCAGUGCUAAGGUUGCCGAUGUUGAGGUUCCGAAUGUGUUGCCAGACGGAUACGGGCGUGUUUUCCAUCCACAGAUCUUGCUUCAUAAGAUCAUUUCCGGACUGGUCAUUUACAAGAUGAUCGAUCAGAACUUGGAGACUAAUGGGUUCACAUCACUGCCAGAGAAGAUUUCUUUCGACUCCUGUCCUUAUUAUUCGGGAUCCGGAGGCUCUGGGAAUUCAGGUGGUCAGCAAAUUGGGCUGGCAUCGUACAUCAACCCCCUGGCCGACCCCGGCGCAUGGGACCGAAUGAUCGACUACCCAGCAGACAAGGUGAGUGUGUUGGUGGCCAACGUUCUGAACGGCCCCGACACGAGUGUGAACGAGGACUGGAAGAAGGUCAUUAAAAGGGCCAAAGAUGCCGGUAAGACUGUCCUUGGCUACGUACGCACAGGAUAUCUCGGCGUCAGUCAAAAUCAGUUCACCACGAGACUUGGUUCGACCACCCUUGCAGACUGGACCUCCCAGAUCCAGAGCGACGUCGACUUGUGGUAUGAGCUGUACCCUGACAUGAUCGGGGGCAUCUUCUUCGACGAAGGCUUCAAUGAGUGCGGAGAAAACAACAUAUACGCAAAUCUGUAUCGCUUCAUCAGCGACACUACGAAGCGCAAGCACCCCGGCGCGUUCACCGUUCUCAACCCGGGUGCUACCAUGCCGCAGUGCUUCGAGCAUAGUGCCGACACCCUCAUGACCUUUGAAAACAGCUAUGAUACAUAUAUCAAUAGCUACGUUGGCAACCCCGACUGGACUCCCGAAGACCCGCGUAAACUCUGGCAUAUCAUCUACAACGUACCGUCAGACAGCGUUGCCCACGUUACGUCUCUGGCCCUCGAGCGUGGUGCUGGCCUGAUCCACAUCACUGAUGACACUCUCCCCAAUCCAUACGACACCCUGCCUGCCGACGACUACAUGCAGACCAUCAUGAAGGCUGUCGAUGGUGGCGGACCGGCCGUUGCAGACCCUUCCUCUUAUUCAAACACCGGCUCAGCUGCAUCUGUACCCAGUGGAUUGAAGGUAACUGCCUCCGAUUAUUCCUCCGUCAGUCUGAGCUGGUCCGGCUCCGGGUUUCCCUACGCAUACGCAGUCUACCAGGAUGGAAAGGAAGUCGUGCGUCUCCUCGGCUCAAUGACAGAAGUCACCAUCGGCAAUAUCAAGCCCGGAUCCUCGAUGUCUUUCACUGUCCGCGCCAGAAGCGCCACUGGAAAAGAAACCGCAGACUCGAACUCCGUCAAAGCCACGACCGACGAACUUCCCAACAAUCAAGCCAUCACCAACGCAAAAGUCUCCUCCACCGCCACCUCAACCACCAUCCAAGCCGACGUCCUCGUCCCCUUCGCCUUCCUGCGCGUCUUCCUCACCGACCCCGACACAAACUGCCAGAUGCCCGCCUGGCCCAUCAACUACAACCUCGGCAACUACAUCUGCACGCACCACAUGGUCGAAGGCGAGAACUUCUUCCAAUACAGCGGCGCGAAGCUUGCCAAGGGCGAAACCAACUACCCCUGGUCGUGGAGCCCGCAAGGCUCGGCCCCCGUCUCCCGCGACGGCUACACCUACACCUGGAAACUUCCCAUCGGGUCCUCGUCCGUCGACCCGAACUACUUCGUUGUCGAAGGACAAGGCUAUGGCCCUCUCACCAACAUCUUCCACCCCUGCCCCAGCACCUGGAGCGACAGCACCACAGCCACAGGCGCUUACUGCACCGGCAAAGGGCCCUACGACUGCAAAGGCGAGCCGCUCUGCAGCACGAUGAACGUCAAGUUCUGCGACAAGGCCGUGAACCAGAUGCAGCGCGGGUCGAAGAUCUACACGGCGAAUGGCGAAGCGCUGGCCAUCUCCGGGAACUGCUGGGCGAACUGGGAGCAGUUUGGCUGCAAGGUGACGGUCCGCGGCAAGGACGAGAACGGCAAGAAUUGUCAGAUCACCGGCGAUGAGAUGUGGGAGGCCUAUCAGGAUAUACGCAAGAACGGGGGCUGCAAGAAGUGUGGCACGAAGCAUUUUGGGAAUGGUUGUCUGGUCAGUGUGGAUUAUUAUUAUGGGUGUAAUAAUCGGGACCCGGGGGUUAAUUCGAUCGAGGAUUAA
Aspergillus steynii IBT 23096 is the source of this 3228-nucleotide messenger RNA. RefSeq names its product fibronectin type III domain protein. The record is from RefSeq and is a predicted model, not a curated record. The coding region runs from base 1 to 3228 and encodes 1075 amino acids. Lineage: Eukaryota; Fungi; Ascomycota; Eurotiomycetes; Eurotiales; Aspergillaceae. Gene Ontology annotation, molecular function: protein binding. The transcript has 11 exons.